GCUAAAAUUUUUUCAAGAGAAAAAAAAGAGAGAAGAGAGAUUGAUUUCUAGUUAUAUAUAACUAAAGUUAUAAAGGACCAAAAUAUUUGCCCUCAACCAAGCCAGCCACCCGUGAGAUGUGGUAAGUAGUUGUAAGAGACGUGGAGUAUAAUUAGGUCUAAGAAGUACUCCAAAACUUUGGAUUUAUCCGAUUAACAAGUCAUUGCCGUGUUUGACCCCAUAACAAAAAAUGAACUACUAAUACUAACGAUAGAGAGAGAGAGAGAGAGAAAGAUUAUAAAGAUUUGGUAUUUCCUUUUUCUUUCUUGUACAAGUAGAAAACAAACUUUUUUCGGUAUUUCCAAUCGAGUUUCCUAUGUAGUAGUAGUAGUAUAUUUCCAAGUCAACUCCAACCAAAUUUGUUACCAGGACUCUUUGGAGUUUUUGAUUUUCUAACUUCUCAAUCAAUAAAUAUUGAAAUUGAAAUUUGAGAUUCAUAAAUCAUCACAAAUAGAGAUGAGCAGAGUUGAUAGUGGCGAGAUGAGAAAUGUAAAUAGCGCUUUGGACACUGUUAACGCCGCUGCUACGGCCAUAGCUUCUGCCAACUCUAGACUUCCACCUCCUUCUAUCCAGAAACGAAGGUGGAGUAAUUGUUGGAGCAUUUAUUCUUGUUUUGGUUCUCAAAAGGACAACAAACGCUUUGGGCAUGCUGUCCUUGUUCCUGAGCCAUUAACCACAGGAAUCGGCACUUCCACUGCACCUCCUGAAAUUGCUACUCAACCACCUAGCAUUAGGAUCCCUUUUGCUGCUCCUCCUUCAUCUCCUGCAUCUUUUCUUCCUUCAGAACCGCCAUCAGCUCUACAGUCUCCUGCUGGCUCUGUGGGUCUCAACUAUCGCUCCCCUAAUUUGUACUCCCCUGGUGGACCUCGUUCCAUUUUUGCUAUUGGUCCGUAUGCCCACGAGACCCAGUUAGUCACUCCUCCCGUCUUCUCUACCUACACUACUGAACCUUCUACUGCCCCUUUUACCCCACCUCCAGAGUCAGUUCAUUUAACUACCCCUUCCUCUCCGGAGGUGCCUUUUGCUCGGCUUCUUGAUCCCAUUAACAGUAAUGGCCAUGUGGGUGCACGGUUCACCCCUUCCCAAUAUGAUUUUCAAUCCUACCUUCUCUAUCCUGGAAGUCCUGUAGGCCCCCUAAUUUCACCCGGUUGUGUUGUCUCAGGUUCUGGCACAUCCUCACCUUUUCCUGACCCCUACUUUCCUGAUAUCCGAUAUGGUGUUCCUCAAAAGCUGCUAACCCUUGAAGUGGGGCCCAGGCAUGAAUAUGAUUCACGACACACAUCGGGUUCUGUAACUCCAGAAGCUAUUCAGCCCAUGUCUCAAGAGGUUGUUUUGAAUCGGGAAGGUUCCGUAGUUUCGCUGCUUCCAAACUUACCGGUCGGGCAUAGAAACAAUGAUCUUCUUUUUGAUCACCGAGUCUCCUUUGAACUGACAUCUGAGGAUGUGGUGAGGUGUGUGGAAAAGAAGCCCAUGGCAUUGCCUAAAGCACUGCAGAAUGCAGACAAUAGAGAUUACAUCACAAAUGACUUGCUUAAUGACAGUGCCAGUGCGAGAAGUUCUGAGAAAGGACAGUCAAACAUUGAAGAGGGGGUUCGACAUCAGAAGCAGCGUGCUGCCUCUCUUGGGUCGAUAAAGGAAUUCAAUUUUGACCAUGUAAAUGGGCUAGAUUCGGAUAAACCAUUUAUCAGUUCAAACUGGUGGGCUAAUGAGAAGGUAAUGGGGAAAGAAGACGAUCCCUGUAAAAACUGGUCGUUUUUCCCGGUGAUGCAGCCUGGUGUCAGCUAGCAAAUGUAAGUAUGUUAGAUGGUCCAGGCACAGUUUUUGAUGUUCUCACUUCUCUCAUACACAGAUAACAUGUAUGAAUACAAUAAAUUGUUGGUCCCCAACUGAAAAGUUUUCCGCUUUGAUGUGUUGGGAUGGCUUUUUUGGUUUGAUGCUGACCCGAUAUCUGAGGAGGAGCCAUAAUAAGUUGGCCCGUUCUGAAGUAGGUGAAAAUCUUAGUCUAUAGAGAUGUUAACGUUUCGUUAGAAAUAGGUAUAUGAACAUAAGGGUAUAUGUUUCUGUAGUAUUCCUAUUGACUAAUUGUAUCUCAGAAGAAACACUAACCCUUAGUUCAUACACUAAUCCUAGUCAUUUAGGCCGCUUUUGUCCUUAUGCAUUUUGUAAUGUAUAAAUACUCCUGUAUAAAGUAGUAUAACUACCAACUCAGCAAUACUAGACUAUUGCUAUUUGCUAAUGCAGGUUUCUCAAAACCUUCUUCGUUACCUA
Amaranthus tricolor (Joseph's coat) is the source of this 2307-nucleotide messenger RNA. RefSeq lists its product as uncharacterized. The record is from RefSeq and is a predicted model, not a curated record. Bases 496 to 1824 code for a protein of 442 amino acids. NCBI's taxonomy places the organism in Eukaryota, Viridiplantae, Streptophyta, Magnoliopsida, Caryophyllales, Amaranthaceae. The transcript has 2 exons.